Messenger RNA from Sus scrofa (pig), 1966 nucleotides. RefSeq names its product signal-regulatory protein beta-1. The record is from RefSeq and is a predicted model, not a curated record. NCBI's taxonomy places the organism in Eukaryota, Metazoa, Chordata, Mammalia, Artiodactyla, Suidae.
CUUAGCUCCUCUCCACAGAGCACACAGGUCCACUUCUCACCAGGACACACAUUUGGACAGAGCAGCCUCCUCAGGCCUCGGCAAUGCCCAUCCCUGAAUGCUGGUCCCACCCUCCUGCUCCUCGCCUGCUGCUGACCCUACUGCUGGGACUCGCCGGAGCGGCAGGUGAGGAGGGGCUGCAGGUGCUUCAGCCUGAGAGGUCCGUGUCUGUCGCAGCUGGAGAGACGGCCACUCUGCCCUGCACUUCGACCUCCCUGAUCCCCAUUGGGCCCUUCAAGUGGUUCAAGGGGACAGGACCAGCCCGGGAGUUAAUCUACGAUUACAAAGGAGAUCCUCGGGGCCACUCCCCCCGAGUAACAAAUGCUUCAGAUUCCACAAGGAGAGACAACAAGGACUUUUCCAUCCGCAUCCGGAACAUCACCCCAGCAGACGCCGGGACCUACUACUGUGUGAAGUUCCGGAGAGAGAGCCCUGCGGACGUGGAGUUUAGGUCUGGGCCAGGCACUCAGCUCACUGUGAGUGCCAAGCCCUCUCGGCCCGUGGUCUCAGGCCCUGCGGCGAGGGCCACACCUGAGCAGACAGUGCGCUUCACCUGCAAAUCCCACGGCUUCUCCCCCAGAAACAUCUCCCUGAAAUGGUUCAAAAAUGGCAAUGAGCUCCCAGCCUCCCAGACCAGCGUGGAGCCCGAGGGAAACGUUUCCUACAGCAUCUCCAGCACCACCGAGGUGCUGCUGGCCCCGGGGGAUGUGCACUCCCAGGUCAUCUGCGAGGUGGCCCACGUCACCCUGCAAGGGGGCCCUCCUCUCCGUGGAACUGCCAACUUGUCUGAGACCAUCCGAGUUCCACCCACCCUGGAGUUUACCCACCAGCCCCCGACGGGGAGCCAGGUGAAUGUCACCUGCCUGGUGAAGAAGUUCUACCCCCAGCGCCUACAGCUGACCUGGCUGGAGAACGGAACCGUGUCCCGGACAGAAACGGCCUCGACCCUCAUGGAGAACAAGGAUGGGACCUUCACCCGGACCAGCUGGCUCCUGGUGAACUCAUCUGCCCACAGGGAGGCCCUGCUGCUCACCUGCCAGGUGGAGCAUGAUGGGCAGCCGGCGGUCACCAGAAACUAUGCCCUGGAGGCUUAUGUCCACCAGAAGGAACAAGACACAGACGUCUGUACCUACUGCUCUGUGAUCUUCUGGAAGGGGCGCUCUGAAGACUGUGAAGUUGGAGUCUGGGCCAGGCACUGGGGUGACCGAGAGGGGUCCAUGUCCAGCCCUGCUUUGUCGCUGAUUUGUGACAGUGGAGCAGCAGGGAUCCCAGGCCAAAAUAUAUCUUCUCCUCUCCUGGUAGUUCUCUUCCUAGUCCCCAAGUUCCUGCUGGUGGGUGGUGUCUCUGCCAUCCUUGUCUACAUGAAGUUUUGGACCUGAUGCUCCUUCCUCACGCCCUUGCUGGUGUCUCCUUCUCCCACCGAGGGGCCCAGCCUAGGAGAAAGACCCAGCUAGGAAACCUGCCUGCCCACAUGCUCCUGAGACCUCUGGAGCUGGGUCAUCUUACAUGGUCCUGAGCAGGGAUCAUGGGAGGUAGCUCUGGGAACUGACUCACUACAUCUCUCUGGAAUGUGAGGAAUAAGUCAGAUCGACAGAGAUCAAUAUCUCUCCUCCAUGACCUUGACAUGGCCAUGAACUACACACUCAUGCCCCUGCUCAGAGGGGUUUUUCUGUCUUGUGUGUUCCUCCCUUCAUCCGACACCCCACCCUUUGAGGUUCUCUUUUAAUUGAGUACACAUGAUUCUCCUUCCUAGUUUUGAGGAAAAAAAUGUAUUCUCCUUCUUUUUUGCCCAAAUGUCCUACCCCUCAAACCCAGAAACUGUUGUUCCAUCUUCUCUUUGCUGUGGAAACACCAGUUCUUCUAUCAUCUUGCAUCUGUCCCAACCCUGUUGCUCAUGGUAAAUAUACUGUGUUCAGAAGCCUUGGAA